AUGAAUAUCUCUGACGAACAACGCCAAUGGUUAAAUAACCUGCGUUUUCUAUCAGUAAGGUUUUUAAAGCCAGAUAAAGGGGGUGGAUUAGUGGUCUUUGACGACUCUCAAUAUAAGGAGAAAAUGCUUGAGAUUCUUACAUCCCAGGCUUAUGAAGAUUCCUCCUUAAAUGAGAUUAAUGUAACUCAAGGUCGUAUCAGGGGAUAUUUCCGUGACCUUUUUCUUGCAGGCAAAAUUGAUUUAGAUACAUACAAUUAUAUUGACAUCAUUACACCAAAGUUGCCUGUAAUGUUUGGAAUACCAAAGAUACACAAAGACCAAAAAAACCCCCCCAUGAGGGCACUAAUAGACGAUUCAAAUAACUGUUUUACAUGCACAGCAGCCUACUGGCCUAAUGAGCAGCAAGAUGCUUGUAUCCAAAAAAGUACAGACUUUCUCACAUUUGAUGAACCCUUGGGGAAAACUCUGGCUGCACUGUGUACAUUUACAGCAUUUAUACCUGCUGCCAUUUUGCUUAUUUUUAUUAAAAAUAAAAACACUCCCAUUGUAAAGGCAAACAACCGGGAACUUAGCUAUCUUCUUUUGUUUGUACUCAUUCUCUGCUUUCUUUGUUCCUUACUUUUCAUUGGACAACCAACAGCUAUAACUUGUCUUCUCCGCCAGGUGGUUUUUGGAAUUAGUUUUGCUCUCUGUGUCUCAUGUGUUCUAGCAAAAACAAUGAUGGUCAUCAUAGCAUUCAGAGCCACAAACCCAAACAGUAACCUGAGACAGUGGGUGGGGCCUAAAUUGCCCAAUGCUGUUGUGUUCACCUGCACUUUAUUUCAAGUUGUGAUUUGCUCUGCUUGGUUGGCUAGCUCACCGCCAUUUCCAGAACACAACAUGACAUCUCAGAAUGGGAUUAUCAUCCUCGAAUGUAAUGAAGGAUCCAAUGUGGCUUUCUGGUUCAUGUUGAGUUAUAUGGGGCUUUUAGCUGUAGCUAGCUUUGCUAUGGCCUUUCUGACUCGGAACCUACCUGAUAGCUUUAAUGAAGCCAAGUUUAUCACAUUUAGUAUGUUGGUUUUUCUCAGUGUCUGGCUGUCAUUUAUACCAGCAUACUCGAGUACAAAAGGCAAGUUCUUGGUAGCUGUAGAAAUAUUUGCAAUAGUGACAUCUAGUGCAGGCCUGCUUACCUGUAUUUUCAUUCCUAAAUGUAUAAUUAUUCUGUUAAGGCCUGAAAAUAACAGCAAAGACUAUUUAAUGAAAAGGGCUAAUAAAUAA
Messenger RNA from Protopterus annectens (West African lungfish), 1257 nucleotides. Its product is annotated as vomeronasal type-2 receptor 26-like. Lineage: Eukaryota; Metazoa; Chordata; Ceratodontiformes; Protopteridae. Gene Ontology annotation, cellular component: membrane. Bases 1 to 1257 code for a protein of 418 amino acids. Gene Ontology annotation, biological process: G protein-coupled receptor signaling pathway. The transcript is spliced from 2 exons. Gene Ontology annotation, molecular function: G protein-coupled receptor activity. The record is from RefSeq and is a predicted model, not a curated record.